Messenger RNA from Lathyrus sativus (Indian pea), 213 nucleotides. Lineage: Eukaryota; Viridiplantae; Streptophyta; Magnoliopsida; Fabales; Fabaceae. The record is from the annotation of a GenBank genome assembly.
AUGGCAAGUGAGGCACCAAGUUGGGCUGAUCAAUGGGGUGCUGGUGGUUUUGGUGCAAUGGAAGAUGACAAUACCAAAUCUCAAAAUGAUGCAAACACUAAGAAUUCAGGUGGGAAGGGUGGUUUAAGCAAAGCCAGAGCAACUGCAUCAAACUGUGUAAAGUGGUUCAAAAGUUUGUGCAAGAGAAAGCCACCAACUAAGCAACUGGGUUAA